Messenger RNA from Racocetra fulgida, 120 nucleotides. The record is from the annotation of a GenBank genome assembly. Lineage: Eukaryota; Fungi; Glomeromycota; Glomeromycetes; Diversisporales; Gigasporaceae.
AUGUCGCAAUCUUCAUUUUCUCCGCAAUAUUAUGAGAUAUUACAACAAAUCAAAGAAUUUGAUGAAUCUUAUAAAGACAAAUCCAUAGAAGAAGCGAACAAACAAUCGGAUCAAUUUCCU